This is a messenger RNA of Miscanthus lutarioriparius, 1458 nucleotides long. NCBI's taxonomy places the organism in Eukaryota, Viridiplantae, Streptophyta, Magnoliopsida, Poales, Poaceae. The record is from the annotation of a GenBank genome assembly.
AUGGCGGCGCCGAGCUGGAUCCGGCUCCGGCCGCCGCGUGCAACCCUCCUCAUCCUGCUGCUCCUCGCCCUCAACAUCUCCCUCUCCUUUGCCGCCAACUUCGAGGGCUUCGACUCCGACGACCUUCCCUCCGCGGCCGGUGGCCUCGAUGCUGACGAUGACGAGGAGGGGCUGGACCGCGUCGACCUCCCGCCCCCUCCGCCCAUCUCCCUCUCCACCUCCGCGCCUUCACCUCCCGUCACGACGACGUCCGCGCCGAACCCUAACCCCGCUACGCCUGCGACUCGGGACCCCACCCCGGCGCUCGACCUCUGGGACGAGGAUGAGUUCGAGGGCAUCCCCGUGCCGGAAGCGAUCCCCUCCGACGACUCCGCCGCGCCAGCCGAGGCCGACACGUCAGAUCCCUCCGCGGAGGCACCGGCCGAGGCGGCGCCGGCCGCGAAGAGGAGCCCGGCUGAGCUCCUCCGCGCGUUCUCCGUCGAGAUCGCGUGCGUCAGCUUCCUGAUCUGCUUCGUGCUCAACUACUUCACUGGGAAGCGGCAAAACGAGAACAUCGCGCUGGCCUGGGCCACCAAGUUCGCCACCAGGGACUCCAUCUUCGACAAGAACUUCAGCCUUCUUGGCACAGGCGACGGCAAGGACACGCCGCUCCUGCUCAAGGAGGGGCAGGACGUGUUCAAGUUCUAUGCCAGUGGGAGACGCUUCUGCCAGGGCAUGCUCGCCACCAUGGAGAUGCGGGCGCGGCACGACCUGCUGUCAAAGUUCGUGGAGCUGGUCUUCCCUAGGAAGGACACCAUCACGUUCGAGGUGGUAAUGAACGAAGAGGCCAUGGACCAUGUGAUUCUGGCUGUGGCCAGGAAGAAGGCGGCCAAGACGAUGCAGAAAGAGGAGAGGGAUCUGCAAAGGUUUGCCAACGUUCUCACUUCGGCACCUGCUGGGAGGAAGUGGGUGUCGGAUGAGCUUGCUGUGGUGGCCGAGUCUAAGGAGGUUGCUGGGGAUAUGAUCACUGAGGCUGUGCUUGAUCAGGUUCUUGGUGAGAAGGCAUUUGAGAAUUUCGGAAAGUGGUUCAUCUCACUUCAUCUUUCAGACCAGUUGGCAGGAUCCUACAAGAAGGUCCUUACAUUCAAGUUUGUAUUGCCAGAUGCAAGCAACAUGUCAGAGAUGACAAGAUUGGUUGCUCUUGUGCCAUACUACAUUGAUUUGGUUGGGCGUUAUAAGCUCAGCUCUCAUGCUCGCUCAAAAACUGAUGGAGCUAGAACAAAGGCCGCUCAGGAGGCUUUCAAGGAAAUGCAGAGUGCCAGGCAGGAGGCCCUGCAAAGGAAAAAGGCUGAAAAGAAGAAACUCAUGGAGGAGGCAGAUGCCAAACUAAGCGCUGAGGCACUCCGGAAGAAAGAGGAAAAGGAAAGGGCUCGGCAAAUGAAGAAGUCUGGGCCCAAAGUGAAGAUGCUCCGCUCUUAA